CGCGAAUAUUCAAGAAUUACCCUUUGUUGCCUUUUGACAAACACUGCGAAUUGAGUCUAAUUUCAUGGCGAAGAAUGGAGAACGUCCAAGCAUCGAUGAAUUGGCAGGAGGAAUCGAUGAAUUGGCAGGAGGCAUCGAUGAAUUGGCAGAAGGCAUAGCUGCACAUUUGCUUAAUCCAAAGACAAAUGUUCCAAUCACUGUGGGCAUUUCUGGUGAAUGUGGAUCUGGUGGGGCAGUGAGCAAUCUCAUGGAUAAGAUAAAAGAGCAUUUACUCCUCACAUCUGCUCAAGCUGCGUUUCCCGGCGAGUGUUUCGAUGGAGAAAAUCAAGCGGAACUCAGUGAAAAGGGUAGAAGACUCAGGGAAGGAGUUCACAAUUUAUUGGCGCGAGAAGACAAAGAAAAACACGAAAACGUGCUGGUCCGAUUUUUCAAGAAGGUAGCUGCCAAUUUAUCGGUCAAAGAAGACAAAGAAAAACAAGAAGACGUAGUGCUGCAAUUUUUGGAAGAAUAUCAAUCAAAACAUAAAGCCGUUUACAAAUAUUUGGCAUGCAUAGAGUUGAACCAACUGGUGAAACAUCCACAACAGGAGAACAAGGAGAAAUUAAUGGAAAUUCCUAGGGUUUUAACUGUAAAUUUCAGUGUUGAAGAUAACAAGGGAGAGCACGAAGCUUGCGAUGGUCUGGUAGUUGAAAUAACAGAAGAGAUAGAAAAGUCUAUGACUCGGGCCCAGCGCUGGAUCACUCGCUGGAGACAUAAGCGCGCUAGCUUUGUCGACAAAUAUGAUUGGAUGUUUUGGGGAGGAGCAUUCUUGGUGGCUUACCUAUUAUGGCUUAUUAUAAAACACUUUAACUUCAAAAAUGUUACAUGGGGAGCUAUUGUUGCAUUUGCAAGUUCAUUCAUUGUGCCUGUAGUCAAGAAAUUAUAUCAAUGGUUUGACUCGAAGGAAGUGAGCCAAUUUGUGAAGGAUCAUUUCCGUUCUCACAAAUCAGACCAGUAUGGCCAUCAGGAGACAGUUAUUUCAAAGCUCAAGUUUUUGAAGAAAGACAGCGGAAAAAAACCCUGGCCUAUUUUUUCUUUUUUCUCAGGUUUAAAAUUGGGUUUGAUGGAGGACAAGAUUGAGGGCACUCCUGUUCCCAAAUAUGGAUCAGCUCCACACAAGAAGCUCCGUAUAAUAGCCUUUAUGGACGGCCUGGACCGAUAUGAAGAUUCAAUGAUAGUGCGGGUGCUGCAGUCUUUAAACACGGUAGUUAAAGCAUGUGAAAUUAACUUUGUUUUAGCAUUGGACAAGAAUAUCAUUCGAAAAGCAUUCAAAUCUUCAUCACAGAAAGAAGCUGAUGCCGAUCAUUUAAUCAGCCAACUUAUCCAGCUCCCAGUCACUUUGGUACAUCCAGAUCUUAAACCCAUUUCGGAGAUGUCAGGUAUGCAAGGAAACACCACAAAUGAUAUUGAGAAACAGCAACCAUGCACAUGUGAAAGAAGGAAAAAUCUACGAAAACGUGUAACUCGGGUUCAACAUAUCUCGACGAUGAUGACACAUGACCCUGAAGAAAUGGCCACAUUUAAAGAUUUGAAUCGCUUUGGGAGAGAGAUCCCUGGGCUUCAUCAGAAUUAUAUAAAGUACCACAAUUUUGCAAGGAAUGUGAUAAGUCAAGUUAUGUAUCUUGCUCCAAAAAGUUCGUGGCAAUGGGAUAAGGAAUUAGUAGCUUGGAUCUUUAUUUGCUCCCAAUGGAGAGAAGAAAUGAACAUUCUCAUUCAGGAUUGGCAUGCCUACAUUGAUUUCAUAGACGACGAAAAUAGAAAAGCAAAACAAGAACCAUCCCUCACUCAGGAUUUGCAAACCUAUGCUGAUGUCAAAGAAAAAAAGGUGGAUACAAAACAGAAACCUUUCCUCAAGAAAAUUGUUAAUUAUAUAAUACAAGAAGCUGAUGUGAAAGGAAAAAAGGAGGAAACUGAUUCCGAAGAAAAGGGGAAGAAGGAAGCGGACUCCCAAGAAGAAAAGAACAAAGAAAAGUUGAAUAAACUGAAAAAUAUGUCCAAUUUUGGACAAGCUGCAUUCAAUUUUGAAGAAAAGCAACGAAGAUGGAAAAAACUAUACGAGGCCUUAAAACUCCAAGAUGUAUCAGUAAAUGGUAUUCAAUUCUUUCAAAACUUUAGGUUCCAUUGUGACGCAGGAUAUCUUAACUGCCCUCGUGAACUUUCAUUCAACUAGGUUUACCCUAAACUCUUGAGUCGCAAAUACUACAUUAUAUAGUGAAUCAACUAGGUUUACUCUGAACUCUUGAGUCGCAAAUACUACAUUAUAUAGUGAAUUACUAUCCUAUUAGAAGAAGAGCCAUAUGUAUAAUGUAGUGUAUUAUUAUUGUAACUUUU
Cryptomeria japonica (Japanese cedar) is the source of this 2370-nucleotide messenger RNA. RefSeq lists its product as uncharacterized. The coding region runs from base 65 to 2209 and encodes 714 amino acids. The transcript has 10 exons. NCBI's taxonomy places the organism in Eukaryota, Viridiplantae, Streptophyta, Pinopsida, Cupressales, Cupressaceae. The record is from RefSeq and is a predicted model, not a curated record.